This is a messenger RNA of Neoarius graeffei (lesser salmon catfish), 5975 nucleotides long. It is a transcript of the gene eml6, whose product is annotated as EMAP like 6. The record is from RefSeq and is a predicted model, not a curated record. Bases 1 to 5871 code for a protein of 1956 amino acids. Lineage: Eukaryota; Metazoa; Chordata; Actinopteri; Siluriformes; Ariidae. Gene Ontology annotation, molecular function: microtubule binding. The transcript is spliced from 42 exons.
AUGGCCGAUAAAACCGCACCACGCUGCCAGCUCCGGCUUGAGUGGGUUCACGGCUACCGGGGCCACCAGUGCCGCAACAACCUCUACUACACGGCGGGGAAGGAGAUCGUGUACUUCGUGGCCGGGGUCGGUGUGGUGUACAACACCAGGGAGCACACGCAGAAGUUUUACCUGGGACACAAUGAUGACAUCAUUAGUCUUGCUCUGCACCCUGAUAAGAUCCAGGUGGCCACGGGUCAGGUCGGAAAAGAUCCGUACGUCUGUGUGUGGGACUCGUACACGCUGACCACUGUGUCCAUCCUGAGAGACGUCCACACACAUGGUGUUGCCUGUUUGGCUUUUGACGCUGAUGGACAGCGUUUGGUGUCUGUUGGACUUGAUGCCAAAAACACAGUGUGCGUAUGGGACUGGAAAAAAGGGCGUGUCCUGGCCACCGCCACGGGGCAUUCUGAUAGGAUCUUCGAUAUUUCCUGGGAUCCUUUCCUGCCGCACAGGCUGGUGAGCUGCGGAGUGAAGCACAUUAAAUUCUGGACGUUAUGUGGCAACGCACUGACACCCAAAAGAGGGAUCUUUGGAAAGACGGGAGACCUGCAGACGAUCCUGUGUUUGGCGACGGCAAAGGACGAAGUGACGUACUCGGGCGCGUUGAACGGAGACAUCUACGUGUGGAAGGGACUGAACCUGGUGCGGACCGUGCAGGCAGCUCAUGGGGCUGGGAUUUUCAGCAUGCACUCGUGUGAGGAAGGUUUUGCCACCGGGGGACGCGACGGCUGCGUGAGACUCUGGGAUGUGGACUUCAAACCCAUUACCAAGAUUGACCUCAGGGAGGCUGAGCAGGGGUAUAAAGGUCUGUCUAUCCGGAGCGUAUGCUGGAAGGCUGACCGGAUCCUAGCCGGGACGCAGGACAGCGAGAUUUUUGAAGUGAUGGUGCGAGACAGAGAUAAACCUCUUCUGGUCAUGCAGGGUCACUCCGAGGGCGAGCUCUGGGCUCUGGAUCUUCAUCCCAAACAGCCGAUCGCAGUGACAGGCAGUGACGAUCGAUCUGUCCGGCUUUGGAGCCUGGCUGAUCACACCCUCAUCGCACGCUGUAACAUGGAGGAAGCUGUCCGCAGUGUGUGCUUCAACAACGAUGGCUCUCAGCUCGCUCUGGGCAUGAAGGACGGCUCGUUCACCGUGCUGAGAGUCAGGGACAUGACAGAAGUGGUGCACAUCAAGGACCGGAAGGAGGUGAUUCACGAGCUGAAGUUCUCUCCGGAUGGCUCCUACCUGGCUGUGGGGUCUAACGACGGCCUGGUGGACAUCUACGCCGUCGCACAGCGUUAUAAAAAAGUGGGCGAGUGUAACAAAUCCUCUUGCUUCAUCACCCAUCUGGACUGGUCCGUAGACAGCCGCUUUCUGCAGACCAACGAUGGCGCAGGGGAGAGAUUGUUCUACAGGAUGCCAGGUAUGGGGAAAUUCCUUCCUAAAGAAGAAGCCAAAGGGAUUCACUGGAUGACCUGGACCAGUGUCUUAGGGCCAGAGGUCAAUGGGAUUUGGCCCAAGUACUCCAACGUUAACGAUAUCAACUCUGUGGAUGCCAAUUAUAGCAACGCCGUCUUGGUAACCGGCGACGACUUCGGCCUUGUCAAGCUCUUCCGAUUCCCGUGUCUUAAAAAAGCUGCCAAAUUUAAGAAGUACAUCGGUCAUUCCGCCCAUGUCACCAACGUGCGCUGGUCACAUGACCUGCAAUGGGUGGUGAGCACGGGCGGAGCUGACCACUCCGUGUUCCAGUGGAGGUUUCUGCCCGAGGGUGUGAUGAACGGCGUGCUGGAGCCACUUCUACAAGAGGGCUACGCCGACUCCAACAGCGGUGAGUCAGACUCAGACCUCUCCGAUGUUCCCGAGCUGGACUCGGACAUCGAACAGGAAGCUCAGAUGAACUACGAACGUCAGGUGUAUAAGGAGGAUCUGCCUCAACUUAAGAAGAAACUGGUGGGCUCUCUGAAAAGGCAGAAAGCUCCGGAUGAAGGGCUGCGACUGCAGUUCGUCCAUGGAUAUAGGGGUUGCGACUGCAGGAAUAAUCUGUUCUACACGCAGGCCGGGGAGGUAGUGUAUCACGUAGCUGCUGUCGCUGUGGUCUAUAACAGACAGCAGCACAGCCAACGCUUUUACCUCGGUCAUGACGAUGACAUCCUCAGCCUCACCGCACAUCCACUGAAGGAUUAUGUAGCCACAGGCCAGGUGGGCCGAGACCCAGCCGUCCAUGUUUGGGACGUUCAGACGCUGAAGUGUUUGUCCUUGUUGAGAGGGCAGCACCAGAGAGGAGUGUGUGCUCUGGAGUUCACAGCGGAUGGAAAGAGCCUGGUGUCUGUGGGCAUCGAUGAAAGCCACUGCAUCGUGAUAUGGGACUGGAAGAAGGGCGAGAAACUGGCCAAGGCAAAGGGACAUAAAGACAAGAUCUUUGUAGUGAAGGGGAACCCGUUCCGUAUGGACAAGCUGGUCACAGUCGGCGUGAAGCAUAUAAAGUUCUGGCAGCACACAGGUGGUGGACUGACAUUUAGGAGAGGAAUAUUUGGCAACCUGGGCAAGCAGGAGACCAUGAUGUCAGCAUGCUACGGGCGCUCCGAGGACCUGGUGUUUUCAGGGGCCACCACAGGCGACGUUUACAUCUGGAAAGACACGACAUUGAUAAAAACCCUGAAAGCUCACGAUGGCCCUGUGUUUGCCAUGUGCUCUCUGGACAAGGGGUUUGUAACAGGAGGGAAGGACGGGAUCGUGGAGCUUUGGGAUGAUAUGUUUGAGAGGUGUCUGAAGACCUAUGCCAUAAAGAGGGCCGCGCUCUCGCCGUCGUCUAAAGGCUUGCUGCUAGAGGAUAACCCCUCAAUCCGAGCCAUCACGCUGGGUCAUGGCCACAUCCUGGUGGGCACCAAGAACGGAGAGAUCCUGGAGAUCGACAAGAGCGGCCCUAUGACUCUACUGGUUCAGGGCCAUAUGGAGGGUGAGGUAUGGGGUCUCGCGGCUCACCCCUUGCUACCUAUAUGUGCCACUGUGAGUGAAGACAAAACACUGCGCAUCUGGGAGCUUUCUGCGAACCAUCGAAUGGUGGCGGUCCGCAAACUCAAAAAGGGUGGUAGAUGCUGUGCCUUCUCCCCGGAUGGGAAAGCCUUAGCAGUGGGUCUGAAUGAUGGCAGCUUCCUGGUAGUGAAUGCCGACACUCUGGAGGACAUGGUGACCUUUCACCACAGGAAGGAGAUCAUUUCUGACCUCAAGUUCUCUCAAGAUGCUGGAAAGUACCUCGCUGUGGCCUCCCAUGAUUCAUUUGUAGACAUCUACAAUGUGCUGACCAGUAAACGAGUGGGUAUCUGUAAAGGAGCGACCAGCUACAUCACCCACAUCGACUGGGACACUCGUGGUAAAUUGCUGCAAGUAAACACUGGUGCCAAAGAGCAGUUAUUUUUUGAAGCUCCUCGUGGACGGAGACAGAACAUCUCCACUGCUGAGUUUGAGAAGGUGGAUUGGGCCACAUGGACAUCUGUUCUAGGCACCACAUGUGAGGGAAUCUGGCCUACACUUAGCUUUGUCAAUGCCUCUUCAUUAACCAAAGACAGGAAGUUGCUGGCGACAGGAGACGACUUUGGCUUCAUCAAACUGUUCAGCUUUCCCUGUAAGGGCCAGUUUGCGAAGUUUAAAAAGUAUGUAGGCCACAGUGCCAACGUAACUAAUGUUCGGUGGUCAAAUGAUGACACUACUCUGCUCUCAGUGGGCGGGGCUGACACCGCGCUGAUGAUCUGGGCAAGAGAGGGGAUUGGACCACGUGAGAGCAAAGUUGUCGAUAGCGAGGAAUCUGAUGACGACGCAGAGGAAGAUGGAGGAUAUGACAGUGAUGUGGCCCGAGAAAAGAACAUGGACUACACCACAAAAAUCUACGCCAUCAGCAUCAGAGAGAUGACAGGUGUUAAGCCACACCAACAGCAGAAAGAGAGUCUAGUGGAUGAGAGGCCGCCAGUAAGCAGAGCAGCACCGCUACCUGAGAAACUGCUAAAGAAUAACAUCACUAAGAAGAAGAAACUCGUGGAGGAGCUGGCACUCGACCACGUCUUUGGAUAUAGAGGCUUUGACUGUCGUAACAAUCUACACUACCUCAACGAUGGAGCUGACAUCAUCUUCCACACAGCUGCUGCAGCUGUGAUCCAGAACCUCUCUGCUGGCACGCAGAGUUUUUACCUCGAGCACACAGAUGAUAUCCUGUGCCUCACUGUCAAUCAACACCCCAAAUAUCAAAACGUCAUUGCCACAGGCCAGAUCGGCGAGAUCACUGAUCUGCCAGGUCUAGCCCCCUCCAUCCACGUGUGGGAUGCAAUGAGUAAGCAGACCCUUUCAGUGCUCCGCUGCUCCCAUGUUAAAGGAGUCGGCUAUGUCAACUUCAGCGCCACCGGCAAGCUGCUGCUGUCUCUGGGAGUGGAUCCAGACCACACCAUCACCGUGUGGCGCUGGCAGGAAGGAACUAAAGUGAGCAGUAAGGUCGGACACUCGGACCGAAUCUUCGUGGUGGAGUUCAGGCCAGAUUCAGACACGCAGUUUGUGUCUGUCGGGAUCAAACACAUCAAGUUCUGGACGCUGGUGGGAGGCUCGCUGCUGUAUAAGAAGGGUGUGAUUGGAGCAGUGGAGGAGGCCAGGAUGCAGACGAUGCUGUCUGUGGCUUUCGGUGCUAAUAACCUGACCUUUACCGGUGCCAUCAAUGGUGACGUCUACGUCUGGAGAGAUCACUUCCUUGUCCGUGUAGUGGCCAAAGCUCACACUGGACCCGUCUUCACCAUGUACACCACCCUCAGAGACGGACUUAUAGUCACCGGGGGCAAAGAGAGACCGACUAAAGAGGGCGGAGCAGUGAAGCUGUGGGAUCAGGAGAUGAAGAGAUGUCGGGCGUUUCAGCUGGAGACGGGUCUCCCUGUCGAAAGCGUCAGAUCUGUUUGCAGAGGAAAGGGCAAAAUCUUGGUCGGAACAAAGGAUGGAGAGAUCAUAGAGGUGGGAGAGAAGAACGCUGCAUCCAACACACUGAUAAAUGGACACACACAAGGGCGCAUCUGGGGUCUGGCUACACACCCCUGCAAAGAUCUCUUCAUCUCAGCCAGCGAUGAUGGAACCAUCCGGAUCUGGGAUUUAGCAGAUAAAAAACUUCUGAACAAGGUGAGCUUGGGUCACCCGGCCAAGUGCACAGCGUUCAGUCCUAACGGGGAGAUGGUGUCCAUUGGCAUGGAGAACGGAGAGUUCAUCGUCCUGCUUGUCAACUCACUGACUGUGUGGGGCAAGAAAAGAGACCGCAGUGUGGCCAUUCAGGACAUACGAUUCAGUCCUGAUAACCGGCUCUUGGCCGUGGGCUCUGUAGAGAGCACUGUAGAUUUCUAUGACCUGACCCUUGGCCCCGCCCUCAACCGCAUCGGCUACUGCAAAGACAUUCCCGGCUUCAUCAUCCAGCUCGACUUCUCCGCCGACAGCAAGUUCAUAGCGGUUUCUACAGGAAGCUAUAAGCGCCAAGUACAUGAGGUCCCCAGUGGAAAAAUAGUAACCCAGCUGGCCAUUGCUGACAGAAUCACCUGGGCCACCUGGACCAGUGUUCUCGGUGAUGAGGUGUUGGGUGUUUGGCCACGGAACGCUGACAAGGCCGACGUGAACUGUGCCUGCGUAUCUCAUGCUGGACUCAACGUGGUCACCGGAGACGACUUCGGCCUCGUCAAGCUCUUUGACUUCCCCUGCUCUGAGAAAUUUGCCAAACACAAACGCUACUUUGGCCACUCGGCUCACGUGACCAACAUUCGCUUCUCCUAUGACGACAAAUACGUGAUAAGCGUUGGAGGCAACGACUGCAGUGUGUUUGUAUGGCAAUGCCUGUGAUGAGAUCUGACCAACAGCAGAGGGGAAACUUUUCCGGAGCUUCUCCUCUUCUGUACCUCUCGUAACUAAAUGCUGCACACCUUCUAAUGCUGCAUCUGAUCAAU